AUGUCGUACGAAACUGACGCCUACGAGCAGCGCGAUUCAGCCCGCGAUCGCUCACCCCGACGUCGCUCGCGCUCACCUCGUCGCUCUCGACGCUCGUACUCGCCGCGCAGCCGCUCGCGCAGCCGCGAAGACUAUCGCCGCAACGACCGUCGCUCGCGUUCCCCCGGUGGUGGUGGCGCAGGAGGUUAUCAAUCGUACGGAUCUAGUCGCGGAGGCCAGUCGCGGUCUGUAGACCCUGCCAGCAAAGAGACGAUGAUGCAGAGCAUCCGAGAGUCGUCCCAGCAGGACCGUCGCGUCUAUGUGGGCAAUCUCUCGUACGAUGUCAAGUGGCAUCACCUGAAAGACUUCAUGAGACAGGCCGGCGAGGUCUUGUUUGCAGACGUACUUCUGCUGCCGAAUGGAAUGUCAAAGGGCUGUGGCAUCGUGGAAUAUGCAACUCGGGAGCAGGCGCAGAACGCCGUGGCGACGCUCAGCAACCAGAACCUGAUGGGACGGCUCGUGUACGUUCGCGAGGACCGUGAGGCCGAGCCUCGCUUCAGCAACCCCAGCACCACUCGUGGAAACUUCCAAGGCGGCGGCGGCCCCGGCGGAUUUGGCGGCCCACCCCACGGAGGAUACCAAGGAAACUUUGGAGGACCACCGCAAGGCGGCGGCGGUCGCCAGGUCUAUGUGGCCAACCUACCGUACAACGUAGGCUGGCAAGAUCUGAAGGAUCUCUUCCGUCAAGCUGCCGUCACUGGAUCAGUUAUCCGUGCCGAUGUUCACCUCGCUCAAGAUGGCCGCCCCAAGGGUUCCGGUAUCGUUGCCUUCGACACUCCCGAAGACGCCCGGAACGCCAUCACCCAAUUCAAUGGCUAUGAGUGGCAAGGCCGUAACCUCGAAGUGCGCGAGGACCGCUUUGCUGGCCCGGCUGGUGGCCGUGGUGGUUUCGGCGGCGGCUUUGGUGGUCGUGGUGGUUUUGGCGGCGGUUUUGGCGGCCGUGGCGGCUUUGGUGGCCGUGGCGGCUUUGGAGGUGGCUUUGGAGGCGGCCGCGGUGGGUUUGCUGGAGGCGCGGGUGCUUACGGUGGCGGUGGUGGUGGUGCCGGUGGUCCCGGCUUCGCUGCUGAUGGUCCCUCGAACCCACCCAAUCCGUUCACUGACUACGCAACCUCUGGGGGAGAGCCUAGUAACCUGAUCUACGUCCGCAACCUGCCUUGGUCCACCAGCAAUGAAGACCUGGUCGAGCUGUUCACAACCAUUGGCGCCGUCAAGCGUGCCGAGAUCCAGUACGAGCCCAACGGACGUUCUCGCGGCACCGGUGUCGUCGAAUUCGAGAAGGCUACCGAUGCAGAGACUGCCAUCCAGAAAUUCACUGGCUACCAGUACGGCGGCAGGCCCCUCGGUCUCACAUACGUCCGCUACUCCAACCAGAGCAACGGCGACGCCAUGGAGGGCACUGAAGCUACCGGAGGCCUUACUCAGGACCAAAUCAUGUAAAGGCGCUUCGAGCGGCGUUGCCUUCAUAUUUAUGCUUGAGGUCAGUCCAAUCGUCUCAGCGUACAAGACUCCCUGUUCACAGCUUGCACACAGCUAUUCACAGGGUCAGGAUCAUUUAUUCAUCGUACGCGGCAUCUGUCUGAGAGAUCGGACAUUUCAGUGGUAAUUUGGCGAUGGGUCAUGCAUGGAGGAAAGUUUUGUGACGGAUGGAUCGGAAAAAUUUCAUACCACUUUCAUAUUGUACUUUAGAUUGAGAAAUCGUGGAUUUCAGGAAUGUGUUCUGCUGAAAGGGACGGCAUGGUUCGUUGCACGCAUUGUAGUGCUUCGUGUGAGGACAGCAUCUAGGCUU
Messenger RNA from Paraphaeosphaeria sporulosa, 1825 nucleotides. Its product is annotated as RNA-binding domain-containing protein. Bases 1 to 1476 code for a protein of 491 amino acids. The transcript has 5 exons. The record is from RefSeq and is a predicted model, not a curated record. Lineage: Eukaryota; Fungi; Ascomycota; Dothideomycetes; Pleosporales; Didymosphaeriaceae. Gene Ontology annotation, cellular component: nucleus; cytoplasm. Gene Ontology annotation, molecular function: mRNA binding.